Solea senegalensis (Senegalese sole) is the source of this 6758-nucleotide messenger RNA. It is a transcript of the gene shoc2, whose product is annotated as SHOC2 leucine rich repeat scaffold protein. The record is from RefSeq and is a predicted model, not a curated record. Lineage: Eukaryota; Metazoa; Chordata; Actinopteri; Pleuronectiformes; Soleidae. Gene Ontology annotation, molecular function: protein binding. The coding region runs from base 419 to 2167 and encodes 582 amino acids. The transcript has 9 exons.
AGUGUAGGAAAAGAGGAGGAAGCAGCAGCUACAGUAGCGAGGAUGGCGGAGUCACACCUCUGAAGCUUAUCUUCGAAGGAUUAGAAAACUUUGGUGACCUUUGCAGCCUGAAAGAACUUCUGUCUGAAGGUCCUGAGAGCGUGUGCAGUUCAAACACUUAAGCAUGUGGCUCAUGGAUGCCACAGUCCAGCAACUGAAAAGGAUUUCUUUUUCCAUGGCAUUUUAACAAAGGAACUAAAUAUCAAAAGCAUUGGAUCACAAGGCAUUUGUUUGAAGGAUCAUCAUAAAUGUGUGGGUCUGCACAGGGAUGUUUUCUUUAGAAACCUCCAUGGCUGUAUGCGUCCCUUUUUUCCCAAAUAAGUAAUCGGACAAAAGAGACUCCCAUGAGCAACUCUGCAGGAGACCCGAUAACGUCGACAUGAGUAGUACUUUAGGCAAAGAAAAAGAUUCUAAAGAAAAGGACCCCAAAGGUGGUCCAGCAGGGAAAGAAAGGGAAAAGGAGGCCAAGGCACUGGCCAGCUUGGUCAAAGAUGGUGGCAAAGAAUCGAAGACCAAAGGGAAAGAUGCCAAAGAAGGAAAGAAGGACACCAGCAGUUCAACACCGGGUGUUGCCUUCUCUGUUGACAAUACGAUAAAGCGACCAAACCCGGCACCAGGUACACGCAAGAAGUCCAGUAAUGCUGAGGUGAUCAAAGAACUUAAUAAAUGUCGGGAAGAGAACUCAAUGAGACUGGACCUUUCUAAAAGGUCUAUCCAUAUGCUUCCCACCUCCAUUAAGGAGUUGACACAGCUUGCUGAACUCUACUUAUACAGCAACAAGCUACAGAGCCUGCCAGCUGAGGUGGGUUGCCUUUCGGGCCUGGUCACACUAGCCCUGAGUGAGAACUCCCUGACCAGUUUGCCUGACUCCCUGGACUCCCUUAAGAAGCUUAAGAUGCUCGACCUCCGGCACAACAAGCUGAGAGAGAUACCGGCUGUUGUCUACCGGCUGUCAUCUCUGGCCACGCUGUAUCUACGCUUCAACCGUAUCACAACAGUAGAGAAGGAUAUUCGAAACCUAUCCAAGCUGACUAUGCUCAGCAUCCGUGAGAACAAGAUUAAACAGCUGCCUGCAGAGAUAGGGGAGCUUUGCAGUCUUAUUACUCUUGAUGUUGCCCAUAACCAGUUGGAACACCUACCGAAAGAGAUUGGGAAUUGCACACAGAUAACCAACCUCGAUUUGCAGCACAACGAGCUCUUGGAUCUUCCAGAGACUAUAGGGAAUCUGGCCAGCAUAAAUCGCUUAGGUCUGAGAUAUAAUAGAUUAUCAGCCAUCCCCAGAUCAUUAGCCAAAUGUCGAGAACUGGAGGAGCUUAACCUUGAAAACAACAACAUUUCAGUGUUGCCAGAGGGUCUGCUUUCAAGUUUGGUGAACCUGACGAGUCUAACACUGGCGAGGAACUGCUUCCAGUCAUACCCUGUGGGUGGACCAUCCCAGUUUUCCACAAUCUACUCUCUCAACAUGGAGCACAACCGAAUCAACAAGAUUCCCUUUGGUAUCUUCUCCAGAGCCAAGGUGUUAAGCAAGCUUAACAUGAAGGACAACCAGUUAACAUCUCUGCCACUGGACUUUGGCACGUGGACGAGCAUGGUCGAGCUUAACUUGGCCACCAAUCAGCUGACAAAGAUCCCGGAGGACGUCUGUGGUCUGGUCUCUCUGGAGGUGUUGAUAUUGUCCAAUAAUCUUCUCAAGAAGUUACCACAUAGUAUUGGGAACUUGAGGAAACUGCGAGAGCUUGACUUGGAGGAGAACAAGUUGGAAUCUCUUCCCAAUGAAAUUGCUUAUCUUAAAGAUUUACAGAAAUUGGUGUUGACGAAUAAUCAGCUGACCACAUUACCCAGAGGCAUCGGGCACCUCACCAAUCUGACUCAUCUGGGUUUGGGUGAGAACCUGCUGCAACACCUUCCCGAGGAGAUUGGUACACUGGAGAACCUAGAGGAACUAUACCUCAACGACAACCCCAACCUGCACAGCCUCCCAUUCGAGCUGGCCCUCUGCAGCAAGCUGUCCAUCAUGAGCAUCGAGAACUGUCCCCUCAGUCACCUGCCUCCCCAGAUUGUGGCAGGAGGGCCCUCCUUCAUCAUCCAGUUCCUCAAGAUGCAGGGACCAUACCGUGCCAUGGUCUGAGCCAAAAGCAGCUCAGUAUCAGUCCCACUUAAAUCCAAACCCUCCACUUGCUCUGCACUUGCGCCUGACGCCUCCCCCUUAUGUGUAUCAUCCACUGUAAAGUAAACAGACUCACCACACUCGGUGUCAAGGGGGAAGUGAAAGGAGGAGAAAGAAGAGGAAAAGCAUUUCUUUUACCACCCUCCUGCAGAAACAAGGCAAAUCUGGAGACUUGACUUCUGUGUUGCUCCAGAGGUGAUCACGGUCAUUUUAGGACCCCGGGCACCCCCUGUUCAUCUUUCAUUCCGAAUCAUACAAGAGGAAAAAUAUUUCCAUCUCUUUGCCAAACCUGAAGAUAUAUAAAGUGAUAUAUAUAUUGAGUAACUGUGAGCUAAGUGGCAAGUCUUUUAACCGUAUAAACCAUGCUCCCAUUGCCAAUGUAUUUACAGUAAUUACAAGCAUCUAUUAUGUGAGCAAGGAUACAAUUGUAUGCAAAAACAAACAAAAAAUGUCUUUUUGAACUUCACAUUUACUGCUGCUGCCGCCGUAAUUUGAACUGUCGUCGAGUUAUAUUUUCUUUUGAUAUUCCCUUUUUUUUAUCAUCUUCCUUGGUAUAACUUAAGUUAAUUGCUUUUUGACCAUAGAGAACAAAGGUCUAAUGAUAGUGUGUUCAUUUUUCUUUUUUCUUUUUUUUUAACUGUGCCUAUGUUUAGAGUGAUCCAGUCAGUGGUUCAUUUCUAAACACAAUUAUCCAUGAGAAUACAAAGAUAUAAAUUAUUUCGAUUUUUCUUUUUUUUAUUACUUUUUUUGUGUUUCUUUUUGCUGUUGUAUUAAUCUGUUAAUACGGGCGAUAUCAUUUGUAAUAUAGGGCGAUUGGGGAGCUUUUGAACAAAUGGCAGCAGUAGUUGGUUCAGCAUUAAGCUAGUAAUGUAUACAUAUGACAAAUGCCAAUCAUUAAUGCUUGGGGAGGGAAGAGAGAGAGUGUGUAAGUUAGACUUGAGCAGGUGGCGCUGUGACCUCUGUCUUGAAGAUUGACGCGUGACAAAAAGGUUUUAAGAAAAAGUCAAACAUGCAUAGGUGAUGGGAUAAGUGCUAGGAGAUGCUUUUAAAAAUGUAUACAGAUCCUGGUUGUUGCCUUGAGUGCAAUUUUAGUUAUGUUUACUUUUUUUUGUUUGUUUUAUUGUUUUCAGUGUUGGACUGUGUGGCUGUAAUCCAGUUGCUCAUUGACCAACAUAUCAAGCAUUUUCAAAAAAAGACAUCUGGGUCUUUGGAGCAGUUGUGGUGAGUCAGUGAAUCAGAGCUUCAAACACAGUUUCAUAAUAAAACAUUAGCAGGUAAAUUCACUCUUUUUUUUUUAACACGUUUCUGCAUUGUUUUGUUCCUUUUUUUAAUAGGGUCUCCCAAUAAUUCUAAUUACAUAAUAGAGAAAUGUUCCAAUGAUAUUUUUUUAAUAUCAUUUGUCCCACACUGUCCUAGCAAUGCUGCUGCUCUUAUGCACUUUUUUGUUUUUUUUGUUUAAUUAAAUUAAAAGAUAUUGGAUCCCUCCUAUAUUUAGGCUAAAACACAGUAGCCUCUCAUCACAUGUGUUAAAUGGGGGCAUUUUUUCAUAAAUAUAUUAUCUGUGGAAUGGUUUAUCAUGUACAUUUUUUUUAUCAAUUUGAAUAUUAAUGUCGAGUUACAUGAGCUCAGAAUUUACUCAUAAUUUUUUUUUGGUGGGGGUUUCCUGUCAAACUGUAAAAGUAUCCGUGUUGCAAUGAUGUGGUUUUAAAGUUCCCAUAUCCUGCUUUCUCAAUCACAAGAGAAGAUGGCUUAUCGCAGUUCAGAUCAGCAUUGUUCAUUUUUAAAUCAGAAGUACAUUUAGUGUUUUCUUUUCUCCUUUUUUCUAAAUGAUGACACAUGUGUUCAGUUAGUAUUAUUUCAAGUGACUGUACAUUAAAAGUUCCAAGUCCCAAAAGGUAAUCAAACAUUUUUUUUUCUCCCUUAGUGUAAAUGUGUUGCAUCCCGAUUCUAUAUUCAGUCAUGAUUCUGUUUUGUAUUGAAAUAUGUGAAUCUAUUUUUCUUUUUUCUUUUUUUUUGUUCUUUGCAGUCGCGCAGCAUUCUUGUGUGUGUGGGCUGUGGUCUUGUUUCCUCUGUAGGUGGCCUCAGUGAAGAUCACGCCACAGCUCACCUCUGCGCGGGGUCGAGUUAUGGGGGAAAUAAAUGCACCGCUGCUUCUAAUUUACCAGCAGAAUCUGUUGCUGCUUCUUGUUCUGGACUGAAACAUACUGUAUGCUGUACAAGACAAAGGGGGGAGUGGGGGGAGCUGUGGGGAGGAGGAGGGCACGAGGUGGGAGAGAACCCCGCUCCCAACGCUGACACAGACUUCUUUUGAAAACCCUGACGCGGGGGACAAAUCCACUGACCUUUUGAGUUUGGUGCGGUGGUUUUCUCACCGAUCAAAUCGUUGGGGACACAACAAUGAGACAACACAACAAGGUGCAUAUUUGAGCUUAACGCAGUUACAGUACAAGACUGUCGGAAGAAGACAAAAAAAAAAAUUGUAAAAAGGGCUUUCUGUGUUCAUGCUCAACAACACACCGGAGGCAUUGCAUUCCUGGGUUUUAUAUAAAAGCUUUGGAAGUUCUUUUUUUGUGUAUUUUAUUUACGUUUAGCUGUAAACAAUUGUGUGAAAUGCCUUCAAUGAGUACUCAAGGGUGAGAUGUGCAUUAGGUGUGCAGCAAGACGUGCUGUGACCCAUUUUUACACUCAAGUCUCUUGUUUUUACUUCGUUCAUGUGCCAUUUUGCAAGGUUGAGAGUGCCAGUGUGUGAAGACACAAAAGGGGGUUGAUGACGAUGAUGAUGAUGACCAUGGUGGUGAAGGCAGAAACUGAAGUUCAAAUGUAUUGUAGAAGAGACGGCGAUCACAGUCUGGCUCGACCUGUUGUUGGAUCACAGCGCUGGGGAACCCUAAAUAGUCGGUGUUUAUUUUUCUAUCAUCUGUGAUUUAAGGCCCUGGAGAGCGUCGCAGAAUCAAACGUUUGAUUCGCACCUUAAGCUUUCUUUUUCGUCGCCCUCUCUCUGGAUCAUACAACUUCUCUUUAUUUCCUGCCUGGUUAUUUUGUACAGGAACCAAGCAUGUUGAACACAUAUUUGACAUGAUUUGUCUGGGUCAGAAUCAGGCAUUUUUUUGCUUAGAGGACUAAGAUUUAGUGGCUAUCUGGUGUAUCUGCAAAUGCUCCCUUUUUGUAUAUUGCAAAGGGUAUUGAAGCAUUGUGUGGCAAUGCUUAUCCUACUUAAUCUACAUUGACAAGCAGCCUUAAUGGUCUUUUUUUAAUGUGUUUGUUUGGCUAUUCCUUGUGUCUAUGGCCACUGACUGUACUUGAUGACAAGCAACUGGUCGUUACGAUGUAAAUUUGGGUCUCGUUUUUUCUUUCUGUCUUUUUCCUUUUACUCUGUACAGUAAUCUGACGUUGCGGUAGACUCAGUAUUACGAAGAUCUGUAAUGUGAUGAGAACUUUACAAAAAGAGUAGUAGUGCAUUGGGGGAAGAUAAUGCCAUUAUGCUAUCGAGUGGAUGUGCAUUAGCUCGCGUCUCACUCAUGUUUGGCAUUAAAGGGGAAUUCCACUGAAACUGACUUGCAUUUUUAUUCUGCAAAUGCAGAUGCAUAUUAACGGAAAUUGCUUCUUUUUUUUGUGAUAUCUGCUUUUACUUAACAGUUCAUAUCAGAUAGAAAUCAUGUGAUCGAGAUCAGGGUGACGUUAAAAUGAUUAGCUUUAAUGUCUGACAUUAAGAAUUAGACUUCAUCUAUAUUUAAAAAAAAAAACAGUUUUGCAAAGGAAUAAACAUGAAAGCACACAUACAUAUAUAUAUACACACAAGAUUAAAUUACAGUGAGCAAGUUCUGGUGGAAUAGCCCUUUAAUGUGGAGCCGCCUGCUAUUUCCCACUGCGUACCCGCCCUUAACCCUGACUCCCAUCCACACACACACAAGAACUCACACAGCUCUCUCUAUAUUCUCUCCAUACACUAACUUGACUGCCUUAUGUGCACCAAGCAGAACCUUUAUGACCGUGUUCAUUUAAUCAACGACGACGGGAUAAUCAUUUUUCUCUUUCUUUCUUCAAUGUCACUAAAGGGAUCUGGGUCCACAGACUGAAUCAGAAUUGUUUUGGGUCAGUUGUCUCUUGGACGAGCAGAUGCAGACAUGACUACCUCGAUGUGAGUCUCCAUCGCUAACCACAGUGACCAAGAUCCAGUCUGAGGUGUUUCUACCUGUGUACAUACUGUACAAAGCUGCAGGUUGGCAGCACCAACUUGGAUGUGGACCAGCAAUUUUACUUUAACGUCCCUCUGUUGCUUUUUGUUCAGGUUGUACACACCUCUACUUAGUAUUAUUUGGCAAACAUAAAGGGGAGAAGAAGAAAGAAAAAAAAAAUCACUGAUCUGUGUGCUUGGGUUGUAAAUGACAAACCUUAUGGACGCCCCCGUCCCCUGUUGUAAGACAGUUAUCCUGAAAACAACUAGUUGCAGAGUGUUACUUUGCAAACGAGUGAAAUUGACCAUGUUUGGUGAUGUUCUGUAUGUACAUACAUCUUUUUAACUGUAAUAAACCUAUAAAUAUUUACAAAUUCA